AUGAUGAAGAAGAAACCAGAGGGAGCCGAGCCAAAAGAAGCUCUACAAGCCGAUGAUGAUGAAGAAGACAUUCGACCCGCACAAGCCACCGAUACAUUCUUUAGUGCCGCAUUCUUCAAUGAAGCAUGUGCCCAAUAUUGGGACAGUGACGACGACGACGACGAGAAAGAGCCACAUUUCUUGCAUGUUUGUGACAAGAUUGCCAAACUGGGGAAUACCGCUGUCUUGCAGUGGGCCCGUCGAGAAAGAUUCCCGUGGAGUCGGACGUGUGCGUCUGCUGCCUACGGUGGUCACUUGGAGCUUCUCCAAUGGGCACGGGACAACGACUGUCCCUGGGACGACAGUACCUGCGGUCAUGCUGCCAUGAAUGGACAUUUAAAUGUGCUCCAAUAUGCACAUGAAAACGGAUGUCCCUGGGAUGAUAAUACCUGCAUUUGGGCUGCCAAGGGUGGGCACUUGGAUGUGCUGAAGUAUGCCCAUGAACACGGUGCUCCGUGGGAUGAGGAGACAUGUGCCUAUGCUGCCUAUGGAGGACAUUUGGAUGUACUCCAAUGGGCACACAUUGAGAAAAACUGCCCCUGGGAUGCCAGAACGUGUGCCAUGGCCGGCAAGGGUGGACGAUUGAAUGUGUUGCAAUGGGGUGGCCAUGUGGACAUACUGAAAUGGGCUCGUGCCAAUGGUUUUGCCUGGGAUCAAGAAACGUGUGGAUAUGCUGCCUAUGGAGGCCAUUUGGAUGUACUGAAAUGGGCCCAUGCCAAUGGCUGUCCUUGGGAUGCCAGAACCUGCAAUUUGGCGGCCAAGGGUGGCCACUUUGCCAUUUUAAAGUGGGCCCGACGAAAUGGUUGUCCAUGGAAUGAGUCCACCUGCAUUUGGGCGGCCAAUGGCGGGCAUUUUGAAAUUCUGAAAUGGGCUCAUGCCCAUGGUUGUCCUUGGGAUGCCAGGACAUGUGCCUUUGCGGCCAGAAGUGGACAUUUUCAAAUAUUGCAAUGGGCCCACCAACAUGGCUGUCCCUGGGAUGCCGACACCUGUGCAGGCGCAGCAGAAGGUGGACAUUUGGAGAUUCUAAAAUGGGCCCAUGCACGCAACUGUCCUUGGGAUGAAGAAACCUGCCAAAUGGCCAAGGAAAACGGACAUCCAGAAGUUCUGCACUGGGCUAGAGCCAAUGGAUGUCCCGAGAGUUAUUAG
Molecule: messenger RNA, 1185 nt
Organism: Seminavis robusta
Lineage: Eukaryota; Bacillariophyta; Bacillariophyceae; Naviculales; Naviculaceae
Source: the annotation of a GenBank genome assembly